Scleropages formosus (Asian bonytongue) is the source of this 2025-nucleotide messenger RNA. RefSeq names its product aminomethyltransferase (gene amt). Gene Ontology annotation, cellular component: mitochondrion; glycine cleavage complex. The record is from RefSeq and is a predicted model, not a curated record. Gene Ontology annotation, biological process: glycine catabolic process. NCBI's taxonomy places the organism in Eukaryota, Metazoa, Chordata, Actinopteri, Osteoglossiformes, Osteoglossidae. The transcript has 9 exons. The coding region runs from base 104 to 1354 and encodes 416 amino acids. Gene Ontology annotation, molecular function: aminomethyltransferase activity; protein binding.
UGUAGCAGGGGCAGGAUUUCGAGUCCGGAGUUCACAGAAGUGAACUGCAUCGAUACCCCGCUCGAAUCUGCUAAGUUUGAACGGGCGGAAACACAGCGCAGUGAUGUUGUCUCGGGCGGCUCUGGGCUGCAAGCCCAAGUUCGGGUUCCGGUUCGGUUUCAGUUUCGGUUUUCGAGCGCGCGCUCGUGCACCCGAGACCGCCGUCCAGGAGCGGAACGCAUCCACUUCGGAGGGCUCCCUGAAGAAGACUGCACUGUUUGAUUUCCACAGGCAGCAUGGCGGGAAGAUGGUGGAGUUCGCUGGCUGGAGCAUGCCGGUGCAGUACAAGGAGAGUCACAUCGCCUCCCACAUGCACGCCCGCCAACACUGCUCCCUCUUUGACGUCAGCCACAUGCUUCAGACCAAGGUUCAUGGGAAGGACCGAGUGAAGUUCAUAGAGUCCCUGAUUGUGGGGGAUGUUGCUGAACUGAAGGACAAUCAGGGGACACUCUCGCUAUUCACAAAUGAGAAGGGAGGAAUAAUGGAUGACUUGAUAGUCACAAAGGCAUCCCAAGGAUAUCUCUAUGUUGUGUCCAACGCUGGGUGUGCAGACAAGGACUCGGCCCAUAUGAUGGCUAAAGUGAAGGAGCUCAAAGCUACAGGUUAUGAUGUCGACCUGGAGUUUCUUGAUGAAUCCCUAAUAGCACUCCAAGGUCCUUCCAUGGUUCGAGUUCUGCAGCCAGGUCUGUCCGAUGACCUCCGCAAGCUCCCCUUCAUGACCAGUACUUUGACAACAGUGUUUGGGAUCCAGGGGUGCCGAGUGACUCGCUGUGGGUACACAGGAGAAGAUGGAGUAGAGAUCUCAGUUCCUUGUUCGGGAGUGGUUCCGCUGGCAGAGCGACUAUUGAUGGACGACGAGGUGCGCCUGGCUGGGCUGGGUGCACGGGACAGUCUGAGACUAGAGGCAGGACUCUGUCUCUAUGGCAACGACAUUGAUGAGAACACCACCCCAGUGGAGGCCAGUCUUGUGUGGACUAUAGGGAAACGACGGCGCCAGACUAAAGAUUUCCCCGGUGCAGACAUCAUUGUCCCACAGAUUAAGGCAAAGCCUGGUAGAAAGCGUGUAGGCCUGGUGUCCACAGGACCCCCAGUUCGACAGCAUACCCCAAUCCUGAGUCCUAAUGGCAGAGUCAUAGGUGAGGUCACCAGCGGUUGCCCCUCUCCCUGCCUGAAGCAGAACGUCGCCAUGGGCUAUGUGGAGACUGGGUUCAGCAAGGUGGGCACACCAGUACAAGUGGAGGUGAGGAAGAAGAUGGUGGAUGCAGUUAUCAGCAAGAUGCCCUUUGUAACCACAAACUACUACAGUGGGCAGUGACGGUGUCUUUUUAUACUAGGAUAAUGGUGGUCAGCUUUACAGACCUUGGGUGAAUUCAUUGUGUCCACUUCAUUUCUACACACAUGCUGUCACUUCAAUCUGGUGGUGUUUCGAUUAUAAAAGAGGUGGGCGGGUGAAGUGUUCUCUCAUCAGAUGUCUGAGUCGCUGUUAGCUCAGGCAUCUAGGGAGGAAUAUUCCAUGGUGGAAAAAAUGACUUUAUUCCAGUUCCUUAAAAUGCUUUUCAUUGCCAUUUGAAUACGUGUUAAACAAUGCAACUUUUUUGACAUCAGCAUUUCUUCAUGAAGAGGUACAAUAUCUGAGGGCCUGAAAUGAUCAAAUAUACUUUUUCACAGCUGGAUAGUCUUGUUCAACAAUGUAACAAUCUCUGAAAAAUUUUUGUCACUUUUUGAAUAAGAAGCAUGGUUUAGCACUGAGGAGCACAUAGAUACUACUUUUUAUGAUUAAUACCUUUUCUCCUAUAAAGGUUAGAAUUGUGGGCAAGAUAACAGAAUGUAGAAAAGGUGUCUCUUGGUACUAUACUGCAGUUAUGCAAAUAUUUAAAGGUUGGUAAAAACUUCGAAGACUUGUCUUUUUUUUUUUUUUUAGCUGUAAAAUAGUUUGUCUAAUUUAGAGUUGGGUAGGCUCCGGUUCCCCGUGACCCCGUAUGGGAC